This is a messenger RNA of Topomyia yanbarensis, 6568 nucleotides long. RefSeq names its product proton-coupled zinc antiporter SLC30A1-like. Gene Ontology annotation, biological process: detoxification of zinc ion; intracellular zinc ion homeostasis; zinc ion transmembrane transport. Gene Ontology annotation, cellular component: membrane. Lineage: Eukaryota; Metazoa; Arthropoda; Insecta; Diptera; Culicidae. Bases 1144 to 2478 code for a protein of 444 amino acids. Gene Ontology annotation, molecular function: zinc ion transmembrane transporter activity. The record is from RefSeq and is a predicted model, not a curated record. The transcript has 10 exons.
UUACUACAAUCCUGACAGUACUGUGUUCAACGUCGACCUUAUCGAGUCGUCUUUUUAUAAUUUGUUGGUUCAACGCUGCACACGUCCUACCUGGUGCGAUGACGGAGUGAUUUUUCCUUCAGGAUAAAGGUAGUUUUUCACAUGUGAUCUGGAAAAAGAAAAUAUCCCUAGGAUAUGGUUUUGUAAUGUAGUGCUAAUUUACAUCUUAUGAACAUUACAUUAUGAAUAAAUAGAACAUUCUUAAAGUGCACGGAGAUUGGAAAAGAUUGGAUCUUAACACAAAUAAUUGUUUGUAGUGGGGUGUCAGAAGGAAGUUCCUGUAUCAGAAUUUGAUCCAUCCCAAGGACAAACGACGCAGUCGAAAUAUCGAGAUGAGUGUUCGAUAACAAGGGAACGAUACUUUUUUUUCUUGUACCUAUCUAUGGAGCUUGAAAUGGCUGGAGCUGGGUGAUGAGUAAUUUGAUUAAUAAUUGGUACCAUGAUGUAAAAUGGAAAUGAUCACGAAAAAAAUAGUUUUCAUGCAGAUGAAAUGCCUUGGCGAAUCACACUUUUUUCACUGAUAUUUUUGUGCCAGAUUUUAGUAGAAAACUUCGCCUUGAAAUCAGCUGGAUUGGUGUAGCUAGCAACGAUAACCGCAAUAUUGAUCAGAGAAAAAUCCCGGAAAUUGCAGAAGAAACAAAGUGAGUGUGCUGUUAAUGAUUGUGUGCCUGGGGAAUUUUGCUCGUGAUAUUAAGUUCCAUUGAAUAGUUCAAAAUUACGUCAGAUAGCAUAGAAGUAUAUCUGGUAAGCGGAGUAUGUAAAAAUACGUACUGGAAUUAGUCGUAUCUGGCCAUUUGUAUAGUUUAUCUAGUGUGCUACGUUAGAAGUCAUUCAAUCGUUUAAAUCAUUGCCUGUGGAGGACAAAGGCAGUGAUUUUGUGUGUCUUUAUUAUAAAUGUUUUCAACACGUCUUCCAGAGAAAUUAUUCACGGACCAAACAUGUUCAUCAUUGUGUUUUAAGAGUAUCAUCUUAGUAGCAACGGACAACAACCCCUAGCGUUACUUCAAUAUUGCUUCACACUUUUGAGGACAAGUAUACCCACCAGGGUAUAGACGUAGUUGCUAAGUAGACGAAAUACAAUAAGUAGUACACAAAGGCAAUAAAAUGGCCAAAUUUAGCGGAAAAAAGUGCCGCCUGCUGACGGUGAUGACUUUGACGGUGUUUUUCUUCUUCGUGGAGAUAGUCGUCGGUUAUCUGACCAAUUCGAUGGCCCUAGUGGCAGACAGUUUCCACAUGCUGGGCGACAUUGCUGCAUUAGUAAUCUCGUUUCUAUCAAUUAAGAUGUCACCAAAGAAAUGGUCCAAAAAUACGUUCGGUUGGGCCCGAGCGGAAGUUCUUGGCGCGCUGGUGAAUGCUGUGUUCUUGGUAGCGCUUUGCUUUAGCAUAACGAUAGAGGCCUGUAAAAGAUUUAUUGAAGUGGAGCAUAUACACGAACCGGAAUUGCUGAUUUGGGUUGGUGUCAUUGGACUUAUAGUCAAUUUGCUUGGAAUGUGUCUCCUGCACAAACACGGAGGUGGUCAUAUGCAUUCGCAUGGGGGAUUGACACACCAGCACGGACUUGGAGGAUCUCACGGCAAUCUCACGCAUGUGACUAAUUCAGACGACAAUGAGAAUAAAUCGUUUAUGUAUCAGAAUGGCAAUUCCAUAGAGAAAAGGACAUCCCAUCACGGACACUCUCACGAUUCCCAGAUGAACAUGCAUGGCGCGUUCCUACAUGUGAUGAGCGACGCUCUCGGCAGUGUGAUUGUGAUAAUUAGUGCACUUGUCGUCCGUUUUACCGAUUGGGAGUACAAACUGUACAUGGAUCCAGCCCUGUCGAUUCUUCUGGUCGUAUUGAUUUUGAAUUCAGUGUGGCCUUUGCUACGUGAUUCAGCGUUGAUUUUACUGCAGACGGUUCCCACCCACAUACAGGUUGAUGCAAUCCAGCGCCGUCUGCUGGAGAAGGUGGACGGUGUUUUAGCUGUGCACGAGUUUCACGUCUGGCAACUGGCUGGUGAUCGGAUCAUCGCUUCGGCUCACAUUCGCUGUAGGAAUCUGUCCGAGUAUAUGAAGAUUGCCGAAAAAGUGAAGGAGUUUUUCCACAAUGAAGGCAUCCACUCGACGACGAUUCAACCGGAGUUUGUGGAAAUUGAGACCAUUAAAAGCUAUUCGGGUUCUGACGGUUUUUCAAACAGCCUGAAUGGCAGUGCCACGCAAGAUUGUUGUGCGCUAGAUUGCCCAACUACCGACGAAGCUAGCUGCAUUAAAGCAACGUGUUGCCAAAAUAAUAAUACGAUUAAGAACCAACCAUCGUCACCAACGCCGUCCCCAUAUUUAUGUCGCCAAAGAAACUCCAGAGUUGGGAAUGAUGUAGAAACAGGAUCUCUUUUGGACCAAGCCAAUCUGACAUCAGCCACAGCGGACACGGACGGUAGUGGCUUGCCAAAUAUAACCGUCUGACAGCUGACGUUGGGCAGUAGCAGUAUCAAGCCGCACGUUUCCCUGCAGCAUCAGAUUUGUACUUCUUCCUCUUCCUUGCACCAUUCGACACGUCACCCGUCGUCUUCGUCGUUAUCUUUUAUCAAGAAAACCAACCGUAGCGGUAGUAUAAACUCGUGUGAACAACAAUUUUCCCCACUGGCAGGCUGUGAUGGUCGUCGUAUAAUAUUUAAUGUAAGUAAUGGUAACCGUGACCUGCAAGGACAGAUCGGUCAUGGUUGCUAUGUUUCUAAUAGCCGUACCGUUGAAAGUAAUGGCGAUAAGCAGCGAAAACCGCUACACGAUUUCUCCCAGUUGGGAAGGACCUCCUCGCUGACGUCCUCCCUGGCGUCGAUCUGUUCGCUUACGACGGGUAACGGCGACGGCGGUAAUGUGAUGGAUAUCUCGUCUAACAAGAUGAACAAUCGCGUGGGCCAGGUACGGCAUUAUGGUCUACAGGCGGCGUCCAGUAGCUUGUUAGAAAGCUAUGUCAAUGGUUCUGAUUCGCCUUUGCGAAACCUGUACUGCCAGUGCAAGCAUCACGUUGCUGUCGAGUGAGUGGGUUACGCGUUAAAGAGUGAUUGGAAGUAUUUGUGCGAAGUUGAAUGAGUGGGUAUGCGAACGGAAGAUCAACGGGAGACGAUUAUUAUGUAGAGAUGUAGUUAGCUGAAUAGUUUGACUUUUGAUUGAUUGAUUGUGUUAUUUUUACUUGAGGGGAAGCGACUAGGACGAGUUUGUUGAUAGAUAUCAAUGAAGAUUUUAUAUACGACAGAUAAACACGAAGUAUUUUAUUUCUUAGAAUAAUUAAAAUGCUAUUCCUGAUGCGAUUUAUGUUCGCUUUCAAUCGUUCGUGGUGCUAUUUGAUGUAGGGGAGAGUGGGGUUUGAUGAAUCACGAGCAUAGAAAAACCACUAAGGAUAUAAUGUCACGUUCUAGCGAUUUUUGUGCAUACCUUAUAUGUGUAGUUAAUCAGUAACCUAAUUUCACACGCGUUUGCGAUAGCUUCAAAGUUUUUGGGAAUAGGUGAAACACCAUGGAUAUUUUUCACCUUGGAUUUUAUACUACAACAUAUAAAUUAAAUAUAUUGCACAGACAAACAAAUGACAAAAUAAUGAACAAUAAUUUUCAUAUGGUUCUAUGUGUUUCUACGAGUCAGAAAAAUAGUUCAACCACAUAUAACAGACGUUUAGGCUCAUAUUGAAAACGUGCGUAAGCGCCUACAGCUGUGAGCAAAGCAAUUAAACAGGUCUAGCAAACACUUCUAGGUAGUGUAGCAGUUGAUGUUAUACAACCAGAAUACAAUUGUCAAACAACGUGUAGCCAGAGUAAAAAAUAAUCGAAACUGUUUUUUGAUGGCUAAGAAUGAACCUGUUGUGACUCGUGGCGAAUAGAAAAAAAAUCAUUCAAAAACCAGUGUUAUUCAUUCAAUGGAAUAUCGUACAAUAAUAUUCAUCAUCGCUUACACUGUGCUAGAGCCUACUUUGAUGCGGUUGAUUCGUUGUCGCACAUUAUCUUCCUGCAAUAAUCGGUGACAAGUGGAAACCUGUAUUGAAUGAAAUCGCAGUUGGUUCGUUUGAUAUUUUUAGCAGCGUCACUGAAUAUUGAAGGUGAGUGCGGAUGAAUAUGAUCAAUUUUCAUUCUACGAAUUUGUAACCUUAAACAUAUUUUAAUCUAGUAUAAAAGUCUGUUAUCUGUGGUUACACUUUUCCCGUGAAGUGCUUUAAAUAUCCCCACUAGAGUGGCUCGACAUAUGACAUUUAACAUAAAUGCAAAAUAAGUAAUUUUCCCAUAUAAAAUCCAAUACAAACUUUGAACGCAAUGCGCAAACCAGGGAAGCAACCAUCCACUAACAAAUUUUGCACAGGCAUUUGAGACCACAAAAGGAACUCAAAAAGUGGUGUGCCCGCUAGUUUAAAUCAUUUUGAAGUUUUACCAUACAACCGCGAGCCACUCUAAUCCCCACCGCAUGGAUACUUGAACCAUUUGGAAUGCAUAUAAAAAUGCUAAUAAUUAUGAUGAAAUGUUACUUUUCAUUUUAAAGGUAAAGUAUCGUUGGUUCUUUGAUAUUCUUGCAUAGAAAAAAAACAGAGAAAUAUUAUAAUUUAAAAAAUGGUUCAUCUAUCACCACUCUCCACUACCAUUUGAAGUUACGAUUUGGUUGGACCAAAUUUAUAAAAUAUUUAAUACAGCCCAAAGUGCAUCAGUACUGCUCUGCAGACAACUGAAUUCUGUUAAAUAUAUUACUGGUAAUUACUCUAACUUAGUGCUAGAGAAUCUAAUAACGUGACGAAAUGUUGACAAAGUUUAUUACUUCUCUGUCGAAGGUAGUAUUAGGCAUUUUCGUUUAGCAUAUUAAUCUGCCAAGCUGUCAAUCAACCGAUUACCACUACUGUUGAUCUGAUCAGCAGGCUUUCUGAGUUUCUGAUAAACAUAUAUAUUAUUUCCACUACUUUCCGAGCAUGGUUCUAAGUAUGUUAACAAAUAACUGGGUAGAUUAUGUUGUAUUAUCAGUUAUGGCGUUCUAUCUAAACUAAUUAUCUUUUGAAGUUUUUUUGGAAAAUUUACACACUAUCUUUAGUGAAGUCAUUGUUCAAUUUACACAUCAAAUUUCUAUGUUUUUCAAGUAGUAUUUAUUGGCACAUUUUUAUGACAUUUCUGCUAAAACGUUUCAAUUCAACAACUAUGGCAUAUUAAAGGACAAAGUAUACCGAACUAGGCAAACGAACUAAGACAUUGGACAUAUUAACAUAAUUAAUGUUUACUUAGAUAGCCCACCACGCGGCUGAAUUAACGUUAUUAUUCUGCUCCUAGUCCUACUAAUUAUGUACAUUGGCAUGGGUUUGAACGUGUGUCAAUAGAGAUGGAGACGGUCGUACUUCAUGUUUUGUUUUCGUUUUGCUCAUGUAUUAAACAACAGGCUUGUUUCACAACACAUCACGAACGAUUGUGUGCCCUCAUAUUUUUUACAACUUUCAAAAAUAUAAACAAGAUUGGGCUGCAGAUUGUGCAGAAGCAUACAUGAUCCGGAAAACGGUCGGUGUUCAUUCGGUAAUCCACCGCAACAUUUGAAAGCAGACCAAAGUCAAACGGUAGAAGUGUAAAAUGUAUAAUGUAACGUUGUAGAUUGUAAAACACAAAACAGUUCUCGUGGAAAUAAACAAACAGGCGUCGAUUGCUCUGGCUUGGUUCAAAUUAUGAUACGCACUAGAUAGAUUUUGAUAUGCAUACAAGUUUAUUUCCUAUUAAAUGGUAAAACUAAAGAAUUUAUUAAUACAAUUUCAGCAGAAACGAAUGAUAUGAAGCAACAGUCAACAAAUAUUGAACCGUAUACUUAAUCCCGCAAAGUAGAUUGGACAAUGUGUUGCUGCUACUAACAUACCUAAAGAGCAUUUGAAAAGCCCACAAAGCGUGUUUGUCGACAAUAGAUGUCUAUUGUAUUGCUACAAUUCUGUAAUAUGUAACAGCAACUACGCGAAAGCAAAGCAUAUGAUAGAUUUGAUCGUCUUUGUGUCCAUCGAUUUAUGAACAAAACUUAGACAAAAUGUUGUUUUAGCAUGUUUUAAUAGGAUUACCAAUUACCAAUCCUGCUCGUCCCAAUAACAAGAAAAACGAAAAAAUAAACCACUACGUUGCUCAAAAACAGAACGUUUGAAUUUAGCUGAAGACAAUUAACAAUCAUUCGCAUUUGUACCGGAUUUUAGAUGAGAACAAACUAACAUAAUACAAGCCAAACAAAUCACUAAAUUAUACUGGUAAAAUAGCUAAUGUAAAACAGUUGGUGAGACAAUUCUCUGCCGUGCUCCAUUGGGUCCUUUUUCAUGCACAGACAUUUAAAUAGAAAUUAUUAUGGUAUGUGAGUUGUUCAGAUUGUAGUGCGGUACGAAAGAUACCAAAAAUGAUGAUGGCAAAGUGUUCGAUGUUUUUAAACGAGAAGUGAGUGGACAAAUUGGGUAUUGUACGAUUUGAUUACUAUCAAAUCGAUCAUUAGUUCAGUGUCACCAGUAAUGGAACAACUUUUUUGGUAUUGAUCUUUAGCUGUAUAAGCAGUCAAUAAAAUAUACAUAUUGGAAAAA